Molecule: messenger RNA, 3045 nt
Organism: Neurospora crassa OR74A
Lineage: Eukaryota; Fungi; Ascomycota; Sordariomycetes; Sordariales; Sordariaceae
Product: rhomboid family membrane protein
Exons: 4
Coding region: 959-2524 (521 amino acids)
Biological process (GO): proteolysis
Cellular component (GO): membrane
Molecular function (GO): serine-type endopeptidase activity
Source: RefSeq, a predicted model, not a curated record
CUCAGCUCUGCAACUACUACCAUACACGACACUUGCUCAUGGUCUGGAGCCUGUCACAUUCGUCAUCUCUCUUGGAGGUUAUUCUUUUGUCAACCGCAUUUGUUCUCUUGACCGUCACUUAAGACUUCAACUCUCCUUAUCUUUAUGUUUCAAGUUUUCCUUGUCUUGUUUACCUGAAACUGUUAUUCAACUCUUCAGUCUUCGCUCGACGGCAUUCAAUUCUCUGAUCGGUAACAUUUACCUCUAACCUUGCGUGCCAAACGGCAUUCUGCAUUGCGGCUUGGAAUUGAUUUAAUCGCCGUCCCGAAACAAACGCACUGCCGGCAUCUUGCAUUCCACCAUCUGAACACAGUAACAACCUCCAACGCCGCCCUCAUCUUUGAGCCCGGAAGGUUUGUUGUUGGGUCCAUCAGCUGGAACCGUACGAACACGCCCGGGCUGAACCGGCUGGAUCCCGAGUCCCCGACCCAACCGCAGUCCCAACGCAGUGGACCAGAAGGACCAACUAGCGAACAAGUGCCUGGAAACGACGCUAAAGAGAGAUCCCGAACCCGGUCACUGCCAAAACACGCCCACCUCAGGUCCACCUGCCUCACCUCGUCCGAUUUACUAAUUUCAACCUCGGGCUGACUAGCACGUCCUCGAUUUCUGCUGCCUCUCUACCUCUAGAUCGUCAGUCGCUCCUUCAUCACCGAAAAACCUCGCUUCGUUAUUCCUGCCUCCACGCUUGCGCCACCCGGAGGCUGCCGCCGUUUGCGUUUUCGAAACCGGUUCGCGACGCAUCCACCUUCACUGUUACCGGGAAUGCGAUCAAACUCCCCGUCUACGGGUUAGACAACUUGUAGCAGACGAACAUCGGAACAUCUGCCCCGCGACGUCCCACAUACACCUUUGAGCACGCUGAACCGACGGCGACACUCUCAACAGACAAGGGCGACGACGCCACCGCGAGACAAAUAUGAACGACCAUGAAUACUACAGCCAAAAGCCGCUACCCAUACCUGGCCAGGCAACGAGCCACCAGGGCGGCGGUGCCAGUCAUUAUAAUCAAAAUUAUGGCCAGGGGCAACAACCGAUGCCAACCUCCUACAGCGCAAACUUCCAAUCGCCCUUCGAUACCGUCUUUGAUGACCAUGUCUAUCCCGCAUCCUCACAUCAGUCUGGUGCUUCUUCAAGCCGACAACAUCUGAAUAAUGACAUCCCUUUGGAGGACCGCAGCGGCGGCAGAAACAAGAACAAUGACCCCGAGAUGCAAGAUCACGUCUACGAUGCGGCCCAACCACAGCAAAAGAAGUCACGUAGCGGCCGUGUUAGUGUAGGGCAACUGGGAAUGCUCGGCUCGAAUGCGAAGAGGAUACCCUUUGUUGUUUACUUUUUUACCACCGUCCAGAUAGCCGUGUUUAUUGCUGAACUCGUCAAGAACGGCAUGGCUACGGGAUCACCUAUCAUGAUUAAGCCCCAGUUUAACCCCUUCAUCGGGCCUUCCAGCUACAUGCUCAUCAAUAUGGGCGCCCGCUGGGAUCCGUGCAUGCACGCCAUUCCGGGCGUCCAAAACGCAACACAGCUCAUCAGCUGGCCCUGUCCUAAUACGACGACAUACGACGUCAAUGCUCCGACUAUGAAGUGUACUCUUUCCGAUCUGUGUGGCUUCGGCGGCGUCCCCGAGCCCUGGUACAAUGCGACCGCGACCAUGGAAAGCGUUCCCGAACCUAACCAGUGGUGGCGCUUUAUCACCCCGAUGUUCCUCCACGCCGGAGUCAUCCACAUCGGCUUCAAUAUGCUUCUCCAGAUGACGAUCGGAAAGGAGAUGGAGCGGUCCAUCGGUUCGAUCCGCUUCUUUAUUGUCUACGUCAGCGCUGGAAUCUUUGGGUUCGUGAUGGGCGGAAACUUUGCCGCCAACGGCAUGCAGACGACGGGUGCAUCGGGGGCCCUGUUUGGUAUCAUUGCUCUCUUGCUGCUGGAUUUGCUUUAUUCGUGGCGGGACCGUAAGAGCCCCUGGAAGGACCUUUUAUUUAUUGGUCUCGACAUCGUCAUCUCCUUCGUUCUCGGUCUACUUCCGGGCUUGGACAACUUUGCCCACAUAGGCGGCUUCUUGGCCGGUCUUGCGUUGGGAAUUUGUGUUUUGCAAUCGCCAAACGCACUCCGUCGACGGAUCGGCGACGAACCACCUUACUCGCAGGUUGUCGACACUAACGGCUUCUUGAGGCAAGGGGCACCGCCUUCCUUCUUCAGCAAUCCUGUCGGGUUCUUUAAGGGUCGGAAACCGCUGUGGUGGGCUUGGUGGCUUGUCAGGGCGGCUUUCUUGACUCUUACUGUCGUCAUCUUCAUCUUGCUACUCAAUAACUUCUAUGUGGAUCAUAAGGAGUGCAGCUGGUGCAAGUAUUUGAGUUGUUUGCCCGUCAAAAACUGGUGCGAAGAUGGAAACUUGCAGAUUACGACGCAAGAUGUCACCCCGAAUAAGCGCGACCUUAUUUUUGCUGCUGAUUUGGAACAGCUUCCGAGGUUGCAAGCAUAUUUUGCAUAAGCAAAUUAUCUCUCUAAAGCUCACAUUAAUGACUCUUUGAAUCAUUUUUGAUGGAGGGCGGCAAGAAUACCGAUGCAUUCCCAUUUUCUGCUUUAUUGUUACCUGUGCUUUUUCUACAGACAAUUUUGAAACACGAGGCUACGUUCCUGCCAACGUACAGAAGGGAGUAGUGGUUUUGAAUUCACCUCUGGAAUAUUUGCAUAGCAUUGGCGUUGAAGGGAUGAGAAUACAAAUUCGUUCUUUGGUUCAGCAAAUUGAUCGGGAAAUGGUGGUUACUUUGAGGGGACAGAUGAUGCUCAAACCCUUGCCUGGAUUGCCAAAGUUAUGUCAAAAGAACGGCAUCUGGAAACGAAAUCAAAACUAUAAUGAUAGUAGUAAUCAUCUGACAGAAGAGUUGGUCUUCGGCGAGAUAACUUUAGCCAGACAUUCCUCCAUCUGACGGUGACAGACUUCAAAAGACCGUACUAAGAGUUCUUGUGCGACCCCCUUUCAAGUUUAAGUUUUUUUUUUUUUUUUUUUUU